Messenger RNA from Pygoscelis adeliae (Adelie penguin), 2043 nucleotides. RefSeq names its product PR domain containing 5 (gene PRDM5). Gene Ontology annotation, cellular component: nucleus. Lineage: Eukaryota; Metazoa; Chordata; Aves; Sphenisciformes; Spheniscidae. The coding region runs from base 1 to 2043 and encodes 680 amino acids. The record is from RefSeq and is a predicted model, not a curated record. Gene Ontology annotation, molecular function: transcription cis-regulatory region binding; protein binding. The transcript is spliced from 18 exons.
AUGAAGUCGGUUGUUUCUGUGAGCGCAAACAUUCCUGGAUCGAUUGUCACCCUCCCCUCAAUUGCACCUGUUCUAGUGCAAGUGCCAAGAAAAGAAUACUUGAAAACAGAGCCAAGAAAAUUACCUGGGCAGGUGUUUCUGUUGCUUAGGAGUGGGGAACUUGAAGAAAGCAAGCCAGUUCUGAACUUUGAUUUGAAAACUUUGGGAGUUCACACAGCAAGGAAGGUUAGAAGGGGUGAAAAAUUUGGCCCCUUUGCAGGGGAGAAGCGAAUGCCGCAGGAACUGGAUGAGAACACAGACUGCAGGCUCAUGUGGGAAGUUCGUGGGAGUAAAGGUGAGGUCCUUUAUAUCCUAGAUGCAAGCAAUCCACGCCAUUCUAAUUGGCUGCGUUUUGUCCAUGAGGCUCCAUCACAGGAACAGAAGAACCUGGCAGCCAUCCAGGAAGGGGAAAAUAUUUUCUAUCUGGCUGUGGAAGAUAUUGAAACAGACACAGAACUUCUGAUUGGGUACUUGGACAGCGACAUGGAAGAAGAGGAGGAGGAAGAAGAAGAAGUAACUGUUAUUCAGGAAGAUGAAGACAGUGGCAACAAUAAAGAAGUGCAACCAGCUGGUGAAAAAGUUGCAGAUCUCCUCACCUGUAAAGAGGACCAUGCAUGCCCAAACUGUGAAUCCAGUUUUGCCAGCCAGGAGAUUCUAGCUGAACAUCUUCAGACCUUGCACCAAAAACCCAGUGAGGAAAAGGAAUUUAAGUGCCGAAACUGUGGAAAGAAAUUCCCUGUUAAACAAGCUCUACAAAGACAUGUACUUCAGUGCACAGAGAAUAUCAGCCCAGGAGACUCUUCAAGAAGUUUUCAGUGCUCUGUUUGCAAUACUUCCUUCAGCUCAGAAUCGAGUUAUGAACAGCACAAGGAGGCAUGCAGAGGGGAUGCCAGAUUCAUAUGCAAGGCGGAUAGCUGCGGCAAGAGAUUCAAGAGUAAGGAUGCCCUGAAAAAACAUAAAGAGAACGUUCACAGUGGAAAUUCUAGGAAGAAGCUGAUGUGCUCCGUGUGCAAUAAGAAAUGUUCCUCAGCAACAAAUCUCCAAGAGCAUCGAAAGGUCCAUGAGAUCUUUGAGUGUCAGGAAUGUGACAAGAAAUUUAUUUCUGCUAACCAGCUAAAACGCCAUAUGAUAACUCAUUCAGAAAAACGCCCCUACACCUGCGAGGUUUGCAAUAAGUCCUUCAAACGACUUGAUCAAGUGACUGCACACAAAAUAAUACACAGUGAAGAUAAACCUUAUAAAUGCAAGCUUUGUGGAAAGGGAUUUGCCCACAGAAAUGUUUACAAGAAUCACAAGAAGACCCAUUCUGAAGAGAGACCAUUCCAGUGUGAGGAAUGCAAAGCCUUGUUCCGAACGCCAUUCUCUCUACAAAGACAUCUGUUAAUCCAUAACAGUGAGAGGACCUUCAAGUGUGAUCACUGUGAUGCUACUUUCAAAAGAAAGGACACAUUAAAUGUUCAUAUUCAAGUUGUACAUGAUGGACAUAAGAAAUACAAGUGUGAUCUCUGUGACAAAGCUUUUGUGACACCCUCAGUCCUGAAGAGUCAUAAGAAAACUCACACAGGAGAAAAAGAGAAGAUUUGCCCAUAUUGCGGACAGAAGUUUGCAAGCAACGGAACACUGAGAGUUCAUAUUCGAAGCCACACAGGUGAGCGUCCUUACCAGUGUCCUUACUGUGACAAAGCUUUCAGCAAGAAUGAUGGAUUGAAGAUGCAUAUUCGCACCCACACUAGGGAAAAGCCGUACCAAUGUUCAGAGUGUAACAAGGCUUUCAGUCAAAAGCGAGGCCUAGAUGAGCACAUGAGAACCCACACCGGAGAGAAGCCGUUUCAGUGUGAUGUUUGUGAUCUGUCCUUCAGCCUGAAGAAAAUGCUGAUCCGACACAAGCUGACUCACAACCCCAAUCGACCGAUGGCAGAAUGCCAGCUUUGCCACAAGAAGUUUACAAGAAAUGACUACCUCAAAGUGCACAUGGAAAAUGUCCAUGGUGAAACUGACAGCUAA